Suillus clintonianus is the source of this 3378-nucleotide messenger RNA. RefSeq names its product CHAT domain-containing protein. The record is from RefSeq and is a predicted model, not a curated record. Gene Ontology annotation, molecular function: protein binding. The coding region runs from base 1 to 3378 and encodes 1125 amino acids. The transcript has 5 exons. NCBI's taxonomy places the organism in Eukaryota, Fungi, Basidiomycota, Agaricomycetes, Boletales, Suillaceae.
AUGCCUGGAAGCUUAGAAGACCGAUAUGUCAGAGUUGAAGUCAUCAAUGGAAAAAAUCUCAAUAUCCCCUCCGGGCGCAUUCCCGCAGGCAUUUACAUAUCCGUUGAUGUCGACUCGAGGAGACCUUGGAAAUCAGCCACCAGAGUCUUAUUAUCCGACGAAUCUGUGACGUGGGACGAUACUUUGAUCCUAUCGUCACAUGUGUCACCUGCAUUUUCAGUGGAGAUCAGGGCGUCCUAUGAGGUUGACCGAAUGCUGGGCAGCGGAGAAGUCGUAGGAAAACUUCAAACGUCAUGGGAUGAGCUACUCGAUCAUGGUGAUGAGCCUUUCGUUCUGUCUUUCCCACCCGUUCGUGGUGUCUAUCCUUCACUCACGUUGAAGACCGCUACGGUACCUGCUUGUGACGAUCAGGGCAGUGCACUGUUGGAUUCCCUCGUAGACUGCGAGAUCGCUCAAGACACAGAUGCAGGCCACGCACAAUUUGUCGAAUAUAUGACAGGCGAGAGCAUCUUUCACCUGAACGGUGCUGUACAGCAUUUUCAGGUGGUCCUGGACCAGUGUCUGAUCGGCCAUCCUGACCGCGCAGCAGCUCUCACCAACCUCGCAUGUGUACGUCUUGAAGGGUAUAUUCGCAAUGAUAUUCAAGAUAUCGACUCUACGAUCUCUCUCUUCCGCGACGCCCUUGCAUUGCGUCCCCAGGGCCACCCAGAUCAUGCAUCAUCUCUCUGCCAUCUAAUUCGAGCACUGAACCGGUGUUACAGCAAGGAGCAAUCCGCCGUCUACAUUCACGAAUCCGCGCAGCUGUGCUGCAAGCUACUACCCCUCUGUCCAGAAGGCACCUACCUUCGUAGCAUUGGUGUAGACACUGCGAUCGAUUAUGUGAUCCAUAAUCUUCCAAUGGACGCAUCUGAUGAAGGCAUCCACCUUAGACGAGUCAUACUCGAGCUCUGUCCUCUGGGCCAUCAACACCGUCCAGGAGCACUCUACCCGCUUUUACAAUCACUCCACAGACGCUUUACACAACGUGGCACCAUUGAUGAUCUAGACGAGAGCAUAGAACUUGGUCGUGAAGCCGUUUCUUUGCUCUCCGAGGGACACCCUCAGCGUAGUAACUGCUUGAAUGAGUUAGCCGUCUCGCUCAUCUACCGCUUUGGUUACCAAGGCACAUCUCAUGACCUCGACGAGGCUAUCUCUGUAUACGAACAGGCACUGCUCCUGCGCCCCGUUGGGCACGAAUCUCGUUAUCUCUCAUUGAGUAACCUAGGGGGUGCCCUCCGCACCCGUUUCAACAAACGUGGCGACAUUGAUGACAUUAACCGAGCUAUCAGCCUCCAUCGCGAGGCACUGAUGUCAAUCCCACCUGAGCAUCCACGUCGUGACGCCAUGCUUGCCAACCUUGCCCUCGCGCUCAAAACGAGAUAUGUGAAAUCGCAUGUCAACGAGGAUCUUAAUGAGGCCAUUGAUCGGUAUCGAGAAUCCCUUCGGGUAAGGCGGCAUGACCAUCCAAAUCGCCAUAUAACACUGUUCAAUUUGAGCUCCGCGCUCUGUUCUCGUUUCACGCAAUCUCGGGAGAAUGAAGAUAUCGAGGAGGCUGUUCGACUCUGCCAAGAGUCAUUGGCAGCUCUGCCUUCACUACACCCAGAUAGAUGUCUCAGCUACUCAUGGCUGCAGCAGGCCUAUCUGUCUCGUUACCGAGUCGAACACAGCCCUGCUGAUUUAUCGCUAGCAGUGGACAACUUCAGACUGUCAUCUAGACACCCUACGGAAGGCUUGCAACAACGCAUUAUGGCAGCCUGGGACUGGGUUGUUGCAGCAGAGAAGCACCACCAUGCAUCUGGACUGGAAGCCUACUCAACGUAUUUUGACCUUCUUGACAGAUAUUUGUCCACACGAUCUUCGAUUGUUGCACGGCGCGAAGCUACUUUUACUUUUCGUCGGGCCAGCACCUUACCUGUCGAUGCGGCCUCAUGCGCCACACGUCGUGACAAUUUACGUCAGGCAGUCGAACUCGUGGAGCAUGGCCGUGGCCAGCAGUGGACAUUGGCCUCUCGCCUGAGGACUCCACUCGAAGACCUCGAGUCCACGAAUCCCAAGCUAGCUCGCACGUUCUCGGAGCUUAACAAACAACUGUCUGGUGCUCAGGAUUCCGUGGGCAGCACAGACAGAGCUGCUGCUGAUCGGGCAGCAACAGCGUACCGGAAACUUACGGAGCAAUGGGACGCUGCGGUAACUGAGAUACGUAAUCUUCAAGGUUUCUCGCGGUUCCUGCUCCCACCUUCGUACAAAGACUUGCAAGCGGCAGCAUGUCAGGGCCCAGUCAUCAUUCUUAUUGGAAGUGAGUACUCAUGCAGCGCCAUCAUUGUCACGACGUCAGGAGAGCCCCAUCAUGUUCCAUUACCGUCCAUCGUUCUCGCAGAUCUGGAAAACCUCAAGGACCGCUUCGCCAGGGCGAUACCGCAUGCAUGUCGGAUGGGCCCAACAGAAUUGAGGACGGACCUAAUAGUACUCUUGCGGGCAGUAUGGGACAAUAUCAUGCUACCUAUCGUUGACGUACUCGAACAUGUCCUCAAAUUAAAGCACGGGUCUCGAAUAUGGCUGUGUCCAACUGCAGCUUUCACAUCCAUUCCUCUCCAUGCAGCUCACCCCUUUCAAACGAAGGCAGAUCGCUCUGGGAAGGAGCCAUGCCUGGAAGAUCUUUUCAUCUGCUCUUACACCCCGACACUUUCGGCGCUGAUCAGAUCUAGACAGAUGAUGAAGAAACAUGUGCCUCCAUCCUUCAUAGCGAUCGGCCAGGGUCAACCGGGUGCAGGGAAAGGCAAGGAGCUCUUGGCUGUCGACAGCGAGCUCAAGCUCGUGCGUAAGCUGGUCCCCGCGAUGGCCCAGUGUUUCACUCUUUCUGGGCACGAAGCCACACGAGCAGGUGCACUCGAAGCUUUGCAACAGAAUUCAUGGGUGCACCUUGCUUGUCAUGGCAAACAAGACCACGACCAGCCUUACAAUUCUCAUUUUGUCAUGAAGGAUGAACCUCUGACGCUGCUUGAUAUUAUGGAGAAAGACAUUCCGCACGCUGAAUUCGCGUUCUUGUCGGCGUGUCAUACCGCCGUUGGCGAUAAGGAGACGCCUGACGAAGUCAUCCACCUCGCAGCUGGACUCCAAUUUUCAGGGUUCAAGAGCGUCGUUGGCACGCUGUGGGAGGUCGACGACGCUGUCGCAAAACACAUUGUUGAAGCUUUCUACCAGAAUAUAUUCAAGGGUUUGGAGGACGGGGGCGUCAUGGACUGUACGAAGGCGGCCUGGGCACUGAAUCGUGCUACGCACGCCGUGAAGACAAAAGUGCCGCUCGAACAGAGGAUUGUUUUUAUUCAUAUCGGUGUGUAG